AUGAUUCACAACGACCACUUCGCUCCCAACCCCAUCUCUGGCAGCCUGUCCAACUCCGACACUGCCCCCAGCCCCAUGGACGGUAUCCUGCCCAACCCCGACAACGCUCCAGCGCAGGAUGUCCUUGCUGGCGCCACUUCGCCCUCUCGUCUUCGCGGAACUCUCACGAAGCUUACCAAGCGCGUUCGCAAGUUGUCUGGCACCGCGCCACUCCUUACAGUUGUCGCUCAUCUCGCCCAAGGCAACGCGCAAAGCACCUCCGUCGUUUCCAUCCACCCUCUGCCCAGCUCGAGUGACAACUCGGAAGCCGUGGCCCCUGCGACCGCCCCCGGUACACCUACCGCGAAGGUCUUCCCGCCCCUCCCACCUCUCCCACCCCUCCCACCUCUCCCACCCCUCCCACCCCUUCCACCCCUCCCGACCCCCAACGUCGUUGCCCUCAACGACAAUAAGCCAACCCAAACCUCCGCCACCCCUCGUCGUCCGAGGGCUACCACCAACUCCCGCCCCCCUCUGACAACUCGUCAUCGCAUUCCAUCCAACGUCCGCCGCCCAUCGUUGGGCAAGAACUACGACGACGCCAGUAAGGCUCCUCGGGUCUCGAUGACCCCACUCUUCCCCGGUGCUGGAUUCGGCGGACAAGCCAUUCCCCUCAAGCGCUCGCCCGGGAUGCUGGAGCUCUCACCUCCUCCUUGGGCCUCGUGUGAGGGCGGAAACCCGUCGGACAUCCAAGAGUAUCCCACAAUCGGCCAAUUGAUCCAGGACUUGACUCGGGAGAGAGAUACCGCUCAGCGCAUCGCCCGUGAAGCGGAGGCCAAGCUGAGCGAGAAGGACCUUCUCCUGGCCGACGCUGUCGAACGCGCUCGCCUCCUCGCCGACCAAGUUGAAGAGAAGGAUAGUGCGCUCGCCAGAGCUAAGGGAGAAUCCGAGGCUACCGCUACCAACGUGUCCGUUCUUAUGGAACGGUUGAUUGGGCGCGACAUCGAGAUCAAGAGUCUCGGGUGUGAGAUGAUCGAUCUCCUCAAGGAGUCGAUUGAGCAGGAGAAGGAAAUUGGCGACCUGCGCGGCAAGCUGGCGCGGGCAGAAGAGACAAUCGCCGCCCAGUGCCGAGCCCUUGACCCUCGGCCUAACCCGUCUUCGGGGGCCGGGAGCGGUGAGCCCUGCACGUGCUCGGCCUCGGUCCAGCUCAAGGACAAGGAAGAGGAGUUGGCGGAUAUUCUCGGAGCCCUUCGCGAGACCAAGGUCGCUCUGAGCCAACGCAACGACCAACUGGAGGAACGCACCGCUCAGCUCUCCGCCACUGAAGAGGAGCUCGAGAAGACCAUCGCUGCGCUCGCCGAGACGAAAGCCUCCGUGGAGAUCCCAAACGAGGAGCUCACGGCCGCGGCAGACACUCUAGAGGCGACCAAGGCCGAACUCGACAACAUCACGGCCGAACUCGACGACAUGAAGGACAAGUUGUCGCUCAAGACAUUGAUGUGCUCUUCAUACGAGUACCAGAUCACUUUCCUCACUACCCAGAGGGAGGACUUGAGGGAGGAGAACGGCUACCUCCGUCGUCAAAUGGCCAACGGGUUCGAGGUCAAUCCGCGGUGGAGCGGCCACUCUUCAACUGCUGCAAUUGGUGACUGCGGCUACCUAGACCUCACCCUCCAAGACAACGCCGCUUUCGAGGACGAUUGGCGCGAAUUUGUGUCUUGCGACGAGACGCAGAUGUACGACACGCAGAUGUACGACACCACGAUCGAUUGCAAGGCCAGUCGCGCCAGUCGGAGGGCGUUCCGUCCCGUAUGGUAA
Molecule: messenger RNA, 1797 nt
Organism: Cutaneotrichosporon cavernicola
Lineage: Eukaryota; Fungi; Basidiomycota; Tremellomycetes; Trichosporonales; Trichosporonaceae
Exons: 1
Coding region: 1-1797 (598 amino acids)
Source: RefSeq, a predicted model, not a curated record